UUUUUUAUUAAUCUUCCCGGUGCCCAAAAAAAAACCCUAACCACAAACUAAGAGUGAGCACCGGUCCGGCACGCAUAAAUCCUUCCAUCGCCGCCAAAACCUCGCCUUUCUCCUGCUGUCGAAACCCUAGCUUUUUUCCGUCUCAGAUCUCGGAUCGUUCCGUCUUGGCGCCAUGUCCACUGCAGAGCUCGCCUGCACCUACGCCUCCCUCAUCCUCCACGAUGAUGGCAUCUCCAUCACGGCGGAGAAGAUUAUGACCCUGGUGAAGGCGGCGGGCUUGAAGAUCGACUCCUACUGGGCGCCCCUCUUCGCCAAGCUCCUCGAGAACAGGAACGUCGAUGACCUCAUCUUGAGCGUUGGAUCCGGAGGAGGCGGUGCUGUCGCUUUCUCUGCUGCCCCGGCCGGUGGUGCUGAUGGCGCUGCUGCCCCUGACGCUGCCCCUGCGGCCGAGGAGAAGAAGGAGGAGCCAAAGGAAGAGAGUGACGACGACAUGGGAUUCAGUUUGUUUGAUUAGAGAGACAGAGAGGCGUUCCGGCUUCUUUGUUAUGCUUUUCUAUAUGAAGAUUAGGUACUGAUGUAGGUGGUAAAUGUGUCUUUCUUUUAGGUUUUUUUGGUGUUAAAAUGUUUGGUUAUGGUUGGAUACCUUUGAAGAGGACACUAUGAUUAAGCAUGGUUUUGUCUAAUGGAAGUUUCAAUUUAUUUCUGUUGGUCUUUUA
This is a messenger RNA of Phoenix dactylifera (date palm), 716 nucleotides long. RefSeq names its product large ribosomal subunit protein P1-like. Gene Ontology annotation, cellular component: cytosolic large ribosomal subunit; ribosome. NCBI's taxonomy places the organism in Eukaryota, Viridiplantae, Streptophyta, Magnoliopsida, Arecales, Arecaceae. Gene Ontology annotation, molecular function: structural constituent of ribosome; ribonucleoprotein complex binding; protein kinase activator activity. The record is from RefSeq and is a predicted model, not a curated record. Gene Ontology annotation, biological process: cytoplasmic translation; translational elongation.